AUGGCAGUGACGUGCAAUCGAGAGGCCUUUCUGUCCAUCUGCUUUGUCACCUUGGUCUUCCCGCAGCUCCCACUGGCCAGCAUCUGGAAAGCUGACUUUGAUGUCAUUGGGCCUCAUGCCCCUAUUCUGGCUAUGGCUGGGGGACACGUGGAGUUACAGUGCCAGCUGUUCCCCAAUAUCAGUGCCGAGGACAUGGAGCUGAGGUGGUACAGGUGCCAGCCCUCCCUGGCUGUGCACGUGCACAAGAGAGGGAUGGACAUGGAUGGAGAGCAAAAGUGGCAGUACAGAGGAAGGACCACCUUCGUGAGUGACCAUGUGGCCAGGGGCAAGGCCACGGUGAGGAUUCACAGGGUCACCGCCUUUGACAACGGGACAUACUGCUGCCACUUCAAGGAUGGUGUAAAGUUCGGCGAGGCCAUUGUGCAGGUGAAGGCAGGGCUGGGCACGGAGCCCAGAAUCCAGGUGAUGGACCAGCAGGAUGGAGUCAGGCCGGAGUGCACGUCAGCAGGCUGCUUCCCCAAGCCCUGGGUGGAACGGAGAGACUUCAGAGGCCAGGCUAGGCCUGCUGUGACCAAUCUGUCAGCCUCAGCCACCACCAGGCUCUGGGCUGUGGCACCCAGCUUGAAGCUCUGGGACAGGGCUGUGGAGGGUCUCUCCUGCUCCAUCUCCAGCUCCCUCCUCCCUGAAAGGAGGAAGGUGGCUGAAAGCCACCUGCCCGCUACCUUCUCUAGAAGCUCCCAGUUCAUGGCAUGGAAAGCGGCUCUGCCUCUGAUCCUUGUUGCAGUGGGACUCGUAAUAGCUGGAGGCAUCUGCAUCUUCUAG
Molecule: messenger RNA, 822 nt
Organism: Pongo pygmaeus (Bornean orangutan)
Lineage: Eukaryota; Metazoa; Chordata; Mammalia; Primates; Hominidae
Product: putative butyrophilin-like protein 10
Exons: 4
Coding region: 1-822 (273 amino acids)
Biological process (GO): T cell receptor signaling pathway; regulation of cytokine production
Cellular component (GO): external side of plasma membrane
Molecular function (GO): signaling receptor binding
Source: RefSeq, a predicted model, not a curated record